CUUUUAAUGCUACUUUGCUACUACUGACAGUUAUGACAUUUAUGACAGAUACAUGAUUUCAGUCGUUCGUGAAUUUUUGAUUUCUGUGAACGACACUGUUCUUUUUCUUUUGUGGUCUGUGUUUCUGACAACUCGGCUGCUGCUACGAUGAAACAAAUCGUGACAAACCAAACGGUUAAAAUUCCCGAGGGAAUAACCGUCAAUGCAAAAUCUCGUUUGAUUACUGUGAAAGGGCCCAGAGGCACCCUAAAACGAUCCUUCAAACAUUUAGCUCUGGACAUUCGCAUGGUUAGCCCAAGACUGUUGAAAGUGGAGAAAUGGUUUGGAACCAAAAAAGAAUUGGCUGCUGUCAGGACUGUUUGCUCUCAUGUGGAAAACAUGUUGAAGGGUGUUACCAAAGGGUACCUGUACAGAAUGAGGGCUGUGUAUGCCCAUUUCCCCAUCAACUGUGUUACCACUGAAAACAACACUGUUAUUGAAAUCAGGAAUUUCUUAGGAGAGAAAUACAUUAGGAGGGUGAAGAUGGCACCUGGUGUGACUGUCAUAAACUCCACAAAACAGAAAGAUGAGCUAGUUAUUGAGGGAAACUCUUUGGAAGAUGUUUCCAGGUCUGCAGCACUCAUUCAACAGUCCACCACAGUGAAAAACAAAGAUAUUCGUAAAUUCUUGGAUGGGUUAUAUGUAUCUGAAAAGACAACUGUUGUGCAAGAUGAAUAACUCAUAGAAUAAAUGAA
Molecule: messenger RNA, 734 nt
Organism: Phaedon cochleariae (mustard beetle)
Lineage: Eukaryota; Metazoa; Arthropoda; Insecta; Coleoptera; Chrysomelidae
Source: the annotation of a GenBank genome assembly